UAAAAAUUUAAAAAUGAGGAUCGAAAAAAUAAAAGAUUCAAAAUAAUAGCACUCUAUAUUUAUUUUAAUUUCCUUAAAAGCACCCAAAUCGCCUGUUUUCCAUCGCCAUACUUCCCGAGGAGGAGAGAGAGAGAAGCAAAGAGGAGGACACCGGCGAGAAUACGAUGUCGUUUUGUGGCCUAUCAACUCCGCAGUCUAUGCCUCUCUUCUCCAAACCCUUUCAUGCCCACAGACCUCCUCCUCCUCUGACCUCUCGCUUCAGAGCUUCUGCUGACGUUCCUGACUUUCUCUCUGCCGAUUGUGCAGAAGAAGCUGUCCAAUGCCAACUUGAUGCAUUGAUGUUCAAUGACCAACCCCGUCCAGAUUAUGGGAUCGAAGUCAUGUACAGGUUUGCUGGAUUUGAUCCUUUUGAAAGGUCAACCUAUUUUGGGCCAUUCUUUGACUUGGGGCAGUUUGAAAGAUUCAGGCGGAUUUUCCACCAUUCGACCUAUCGAGUGUUGCUUGGACACAGGGAAAGGAAGAUCUUGAGCAGUUUGCUGGUGGAGGAGAAUCAAUAUAAGCAGCGGGUUUGGAUAAGAGGAGCUCGCCCUGAGGAAGAAGAAAUAUUUCAAUUUACCAUGGUUCAGAGGGUUGGGGGUUCAUGGGAUGGUUAUUGGCUGACAGAGUCUCUACUUCACGAUGGUGAUAGUUUUUCUGGUGGUGUGGCUUACUGAACCAGUCAAUCUGGUCUUCAGAUGGUGGGCAAUGAAUUACUAAUGGCUUUUUGUUGAAGCAUUGACAUUGCUUCUCCUUACCUUCAGAUUCUGUACAUAUAUGUAAUAAAAUGCAAAUUGUUGUAAUGUUCAUAGACGAGGCUAGUAUAUAUAUAUACAUGUACAUACUAACUUGUCAUAUUGAACUCCUAUGCUUUUGAACAGUAUGCACAUCUUUGUAAAUGUUUUCCUUCCAUUCAUUCUUGGCUCUCUGUGGGUGCAUCCAAUGGCUGACCCCGCCUAUCUCAAA
Messenger RNA from Camellia sinensis, 1002 nucleotides. RefSeq names its product DNA-directed RNA polymerase subunit beta. Lineage: Eukaryota; Viridiplantae; Streptophyta; Magnoliopsida; Ericales; Theaceae. The record is from RefSeq and is a predicted model, not a curated record.